Messenger RNA from Drosophila yakuba, 397 nucleotides. RefSeq names its product CWF19-like protein 1 homolog. Bases 176 to 367 code for a protein of 63 amino acids. The record is from RefSeq and is a predicted model, not a curated record. NCBI's taxonomy places the organism in Eukaryota, Metazoa, Arthropoda, Insecta, Diptera, Drosophilidae. The transcript is spliced from 3 exons.
AACCUUAGGUCAAGUGGUGUGCUUUACUGAACGACACUACAAGUCCGUUCACCUACAAAUCAACGUGCUUGCCUUUGAAGAAGGCUAUGCCUGGAAGAUAAAACACAGUUUUGAGGAUAAGGCGGAGGAAUUUAAUCUGGAAUUCGAGACACUUCCGGCAUUGGAUUCUGAGAAAAUGCUGCCCGAAAUGGGACCUUAUUUCCUGGCCGAGUUACCCGACGAUAGCACACUUAUAACGCGGCAAAUGAAACACUUUCCCAUUCAUUUUGCAAGGGACGUGUUCUGUUCGGAAAAUCUUCUUAAUACAGACUCCAGGGACAUAGACGCAGCGCAAGUUUGUCGAUUCAUGUUGCCAUGCCCACUCUAACGCCCACAAACCGCCCAAAACUGCGACGCC